CGGAGCGAGGAGAAUUGGAGAGGGAGAAGCAGAAGCAGAGCUGCUUGGGACGCCAAUGCAGCCUGGCGCGGGCGAGAAAGGAGCGAGCCGGCGCAUCCCUUUAACUCAGGGGCGAGCGUGGGAAGCCCGAGUCUUCCGCCGCCGCCGCCGCCCUAUGCAAGGUCUCCCUGCCCCACGCAGCCAGAAUUGAAAACUAAAUAAAAAGAAAGGAAGGAUCCAAGAUGGAUAAAUAUAAAGCUCUGGAGCAACUGCUUACAGAACUUGAAGAUUUUCUGAAGAUACUGGACAAGGAGAACCUCAGCAGCACUGCCGUUGUGAAAAAGAGCUUCCUCGCUGACCUCCUUAGGCUGUGCACGAAAUCAAGUGGUGGUGAUGAGGAAUACAUUUACAUGAACAAAGUCACCAUCAAUAAGCAACACGGUGAACCAGAGAAACCAGACGAAGUGUUGGGUCACAGAGACUCCUUGACCAAUGGGGAAGUGGAACAGCAUUUGUCUCCACCUCAGAAGAGUUUGCCAGACCUCCCACCUUCAAAAAUAAUUUCAGAAGCAAAGCAACUUUCAGGAUCCAAAACUGAGUCUCCAGAAGGAUACUAUGAAGAAGCUGAGCCCUUUGGUGCCUCACUGAUCGGUCUUUAUGGUAGGCUUGCAGCUACUGGAUCCAGACCAGGGUUGCAGGUCGCUGAGGGAGUAAUAUAUGCCACAAUAACUAUGGAUGAUGGGGAAGCAGUCAGCAGCUCCUAUGAAUCCUAUGAUGAAGAAGAGAGCAGCAAAGGCAAGUCAGCCCCUCACCAAUGGCCUUCCCCUGAAGCUUCCAUUGAACUCAUGAAAGAUGCCCGGAUCUGUGCUUUUCUUUGGAGAAAAAAAUGGCUGGGCCAGUGGGCCAAGCAGCUCUGCGUCAUUAAGGACAGCAGAUUGUUGUGCUACAAGUCUUCCAAGGACCAAAAUCCCCAGCUGGAUGUUAAUUUGUUGGGGUGCAGUGUCAUCCACAAGGAAAAGAACGUGAGGAAGCAGGAACAUAAGCUGAAGAUCAUCCCCAUGAACUCAGAUGUCAUUGUGCUGGGCUUGCAGAGUAAAGACCAGGCAGAGCAGUGGCUCAGGGUGAUCCAGGAGACAAGCGGUCUCUAUCCAGAUGGGCAGGGGGAAGGCAACCAGUAUGUCCCAGACUCCCAGAGACUUAGCUAUCCCAAGGUGGAGACGUCUGAGAGAUACUCAGCGGCAUCAGAAAGUGGAAGCAGCACUGAUGGUCACACAGAACUGACAGAAACCAAAGACGUUAAGAAGAAGGGCACGUCUGGUUUAAAGCUGAGCAACCUGAUGAACCUUGGGAGGAAGAAAUCUGCCACGCUGGACAGUCCGGAAAGGUCUUUGGAUACGUGUACGUACCUGAAUGUCCUCGUGAACAGCCAGUGGAGAUCUCGGUGGUGUCAUGUGAAAGAUGGGCAGCUCCAUUUCUACCAGGACAAGAACAGAAAUAAAACUGCUCAGCAGCCUCUCAACCUGACGGGCUGUGAAAUUAUCCCAGACCCAACUCCUGAUCAUCUCUACUCAUUCCGUAUCCUGCAUAAUGGAGAGGAGCGGGCCAUGUUAGAGGCCAGGUCUUGUGACGAAAUGGGCCACUGGCUUGGUCUCCUUUUGUCAGAAUCUGGCUCAAAAACAGACCCUGAAGAGCUGACCUAUGAUUAUGUGGACGCUGACAGGGUCUCCUGCAUCGUCAGUGCAGCAAAGAACUCAUUACUCUUAAUGCAGAGGAAGUACUCUGAGCCGAACACUUACAUUGACAACUUGCCAAAGGGGAAGGAGGGACUAGAGGAGCUCUAUGAUGAUGUAGAUGUUCCAGAGGCAACAGCAAUGGAGGAAGUGCCCCCAAAUGAAGGCAAAGAUGAGGGGGAUCAGGACAGAGUCUAUCUAGACCUCACGCCAGUCAAAUCCUUCCUUCAUUCUACUACUACCAAGAAGCAGGACCAGUUUUCCCCAUCCGUUUCUCCAUCGUUGCAAAGAGCUUCCAGUAAGAGCUCAACGGACUCAGAGAGAGACUCCUCCCUGUUGCAUAAAGAAGCAGAUUUGAGUAGAAGAUCACUGGAGAUUCCAGACCCGAGGACUCAAUACAUUGAUGAGCCGCUCCCACCACGAACAACAACCAUCAAAAUUCAGGCACAACAGCAGCAAAUCGCCUUUCCUCAGAGUGGCCCUGAGAUUAAGGAUACCACAACAAUUAUGAUUGCAUCCAAAGAGAAAAUGGAACGCCCCAAGGCGGUGAAUUCAGCAGCUGUAGAAACCAAACUUGGCAAGAACAGGACUGAGGCUGAAGUGAAGCGAUACUCAGAAGAAAGAGAUCGCUUGGAGAGGGAAAAAGAAGAAAUCCGCUCUCAGCUGGCACAGCUACGGAAAGACAGAAGGGAGCUGAAAGAGAUGCUGAUAAGCUGCACAGACAAGAGCCUUUUGCCCACAAUGGAGCAAAAACUGAAGGAAAUAGAGGAGGAGUGCAAAAGGAAAGAAGAUCAGCGCGUGGACUUGGAGCUGAGCCUCAUGGAGGUGAAGGAGAAUCUCCGGAAAGCGGAAUCUGGGCCUGUUACACUUGGCACCGCGGUGGACACCACACACCUAGAGAACGCAAGCCCUAAAAUGAAGGUUGCCAACCCUAUGAAUGGCACAGAAAACUCGCCUGUCAAUUCAGCAAUGGCACUAAAAAACCGGCCUUUAUCUGUCAUGGUCACAGGGAAAGGAACAGUUCUACAGAAAGCUAAGGAAUGGGAGAAGAAAGGUGCUAGUUAGGAAAUCCUAGCACCAAUAAUGGACUCAAUAUUAGAAGUGGCCAUUCAUGGACUACAGGAUUCUCUUGCAAGUAGAGAAUGAGGUAAAACAUGGCCAGCUGUACACCAAGAAAUAAUGGGUGGCCCAGGGUCAGAACCCAACAUGGCCUUCAUCAGACUAAGGAAUUUUCUCCUUUUUUAGCAGAGGAGUGCUGUGCAGCUGAGAGAGUUAACCCAAGUGGAAACCUUGCUUCUAACCCGGCCAAUGUACAUAAUGAUGCCUUUGUGUAUUUCUACUUUGGUGUUUUACUGUUGUCCAAUCCAGGAUUUGUUGUUAGCAAUAGAACAGCAAGGGCUGAAUUCUUGCCAGACCUGUUUAAUGUUCUUUUGAUACACCAGGGCCUGGGGAUCGCGAAGGUAAAUUCAGUUUCCUCAGCUAAAAUCUUGAAAGCUGGUUAAGUAAAUCCAAGGAUCUGUGUCAGACUUUUCUGUUGGAGAAGAGCUGUUGCAACCAAUGGGGAAAAUUUUGGCCAGGGAGACCAAGAGACACAGCUAAAAUGUAUUAUUAUUGUUGAACACAAUGCAGCCUGACUUUCCACAAAAAAUCCUGACCAAAAAACGAGUACAGUUCAGUGGAGGCUCAUUUGUUAGGGCAAAUGGGGUAGCCAGUUCUCACCUGCCUGCCUUCUUACUUACUGGCUGUGAACGUUCUCCUCCUUAGCCUCAGUUCUGGCCUUGUAGAACUCAGGAGGAUGGGGACACAACUUAAAAUUAGUUGGCUAUGUCUUUCAUUGGCUCUGGCGCCACCUACUGUUGGCCUCCCAUCCAACUAGUCCCAGUGGGUGACAACCACUGCUACAGCUUCUUAAUUUUCAAUGUUUAAUGCUUGUACAAGGAGAGCCUGGGCUUUUUUCAGCUGGAACUCAGUUCCAGCACCUCUCAGGUGGGUGCCAUUCCAAGAGAACAAGGGAGGUGUUCUUGGUGAGUUCCAGCAUCACUUUUUCUAGAAAAAUAGCACUGAGAAGAACUUUAUCAGUUGUUGGCACAAGAGCAAUACACUGGGUUCAUAGGUGACUAGACAUUCUAAUACCGACAGACAACUCCUAUGAUUAAGAAGGGCUUUCCAGUGGGCAUCAGUAGCAGAGAUAUCUCAUUAUGACUAAGGAUCUACACUAAAUGCUAUAGAUUAGAGGCUGGGAAGUUAAGUCUUUGUGGACUGGGGACCAGAAAGUCAUUUAACGUAAUUCUUAAGUCGCUGCAUAUGUCAUUUGAGGAAUAAAGGGGUGGAACCUUCUGUCCUAGCUUCCGAAAUGUGGGGUGAUUUGAAUGCACUUUAGUGACUCUGGAAUGCUUCAGGUUAAUAAUACACAUGUAAUAGUAGUGUGUAGGAACAGAUGCCACAUUAUUAUAUUCUGCACAAUAGUUGGCAUACUGGAUGGAAGUUAAGUGCACAAAAAACGAAAGAGAAUUUGUUUACCCAAGUAUGGUGAAUUUAAUCACCCAAACAUUUGGAAGAGUGGGGAAUUCCCCCCUUACCCUUGAACAUAUUCUUAUCAUUCUGUUUUCUGUAAACAAAAGUAUAAUUAGACCAAGGUAGAACUUGACUGAGUUCCCCAAACGCAAGGAGAUUAAAUUAUGUAUAUGUGGCAGAGUUAGGUGUGGGCUCUGUGCCAAAAAUGUCAGGGUCCUGAAUUUUAACCUUGAAUAUGAAUAAUUUUUCAAAGCUAGCUGUAUACAAAGGAAAGAAAUUUUUUUUUAAAUUGUUUGUGUUAACACAGUACUAAAUGCUGUAAAGACCACAGGUGCUUGAGCUCAGUAGUCUUGCCAUCCAAGGGCCUUUUCAGAUGAACAUUUUCUUGUGCAAUAAAUGUGCACUCCUGGUGGCCAGUCGCUGCAGGCUCUCCCAACAUCUUUCCCCAAACUACCAAGUUUAUUAUGGCAAAGCAGCUCCCCCCCCCCCUCAGCAGUAGAAACAAUAUUUGCCCCUGGAGAAAUACUGAUAACAUAGGGCAGUGUAGAGCAGUUGGUGUACUUUGAUUUAAUUAACUGCUGUGACUUCUAGGCAUCGAGUGAUUUCUGCUCUACUAUUUCACUGGGAGUUCUCUUAUCGCUCCAGAAAUAGGUGGUGGGGUGGAAAGGAAUAUUCACACAGGAUUUUUCAUCCCACACCAGCCCUCUGCCAUUUGUAAACCAUCUCUCUCCCCCCACCCCACCCCUUUAGCUCCAAGUUUCCUUGAUUUCAUCGAGUCAAGUAUGUACCUAAGCAGGUACCCCGACAAUAAGAAUUUGCUGUUUAACCACAUUUACUUUCUUAGUAUAUACCCCAUUGACUUGUACCUGGUCAGCAUGCAUAGGAUUGUAGUCUUAGAAGUACUUAAUGCUGGCUGGAUCAUUGGGGAGCAGGGCAUCAAUUGGAAAGGCCAGAAACUCACAAGAAGGGCACAAACCCCUAGAUCUGAGUGUACAUUUUCUCCCUUCUUCUUUUGAGAGUUUCUCCUUUCUUCUUUUGAGGGGGAAGCAAUCUCCAGAGGGUUUCUUCAUAUCAACAGUUUUUUAAGUUUGCAGACAAUAUAUCAUUUAAGCUAAAAAGCCAACUGUGUAAUGUAAUCACCGUGUAUUUUUUUAAAAAACCAGGCUUUUUAAAACCACAGUAUAAGCAUAUCCACUAUCCAGCAACAUUGCACAGGUCUGUCUGAAAGAGCUACACCAUGUGUGCCACCAUUCUGAAAGCAACAGGUAUUGCCAUCAUUUGUCUUACAAAGAGCAUCCACAGUUCUUGAAGUAAUGGGUCGACAUUGACCCUAGGAAUUAAUUGUGCCAGUGUGUGCACUAUCACUGCCAUUGUACAUGUCCUGUGGUGUCUGUACUGCAUUUGUCUCUCGGUGCUGUUGCAAGUUAAGAUGGGGGAAUAAGGGCAGGGAAAGAGGCAGAGGGGCCAAUAAAGUUUUGGUCCUCAGAUGCCCUGACAAACUGGAAGCAUCAAUGGGGAAGGUGCCAGAGGUCUAUGCAUUGUCUCUUUCGCCACAGAUCUCUUCCUGACACACAGUGCUGUGUCUCCUCCACCUCAACACUAUAGCUGAUAGUGGUGGGGGGGUCAGGGACACAGAAAUUCAAUAUGUAAAGCAGGCAGUUUCAGACCCAAAGCAUUCAUUUAACUAACCAUAGAAUGAAGUUGUUACUGUGUUCCUAGCUAAAAAUACUUUCUAUUUGUUGUACAUGUGUCUUUUUCAAUCCGUUGCUAUUUUAGAAAACUUUUUUUUAAAAUAAAGAAAAAGGUUGGCUA
Molecule: messenger RNA, 6035 nt
Organism: Zootoca vivipara (common lizard)
Lineage: Eukaryota; Metazoa; Chordata; Lepidosauria; Squamata; Lacertidae
Gene: AFAP1L2
Product: actin filament associated protein 1 like 2
Biological process (GO): positive regulation of interleukin-8 production; positive regulation of epidermal growth factor receptor signaling pathway; regulation of interleukin-6 production
Cellular component (GO): cytosol
Molecular function (GO): SH3 domain binding; SH2 domain binding
Source: RefSeq, a predicted model, not a curated record